AUGCGCAGAUCAGGAAAAUCAGGAAAGAAGAGAACAAAGAUUGUAAUCUGCACUGCAUCAGCAUUUACAGUAGUUGUUAUUCUUUUGGGUUGCUGCAUCUACUAUUCAGUUAGCAGAGGAGGGGAGAAAACAAGGGAAGAUAUUUUAUUGAAAGAUUUGAAACGUCCCACUGGCAAAACAAAAUUCAGGGAGGGAAAUAUGCAAGCAAGGGGUGAGGAGGACAGUGGAGAAAUGUAUUACUUCAAUUUAACCACUAUUCUGGCUGCUACAAACAAUUUCUCUGAGGCUAAUAAGCUUGGACAAGGAGGUUUUGGCCCUGUUUACAAGGGCAUUCUGCUUAAUGGAAAAGAAAUAGCGGUUAAAAGGCUUUCAGCCAAAUCAGGACAAGGGAUUGAAGAGUUCAGGAAUGAAGUUUUGCUAAUUGUUAAACUUCAACACAAAAAUCUUGUGAGGCUGUUGGGUUACUGCAUAAAGGGAGAUGAAAAGCUUCUAGUCUACGAGUACAUGGCCAACACGAGUCUGGACGCCUUUUUGUUUGGUUUGUUCCCUCUCCUUCUCUCAACUGAAGAGUUGUAA
Vitis vinifera (wine grape) is the source of this 576-nucleotide messenger RNA. RefSeq names its product G-type lectin S-receptor-like serine/threonine-protein kinase At1g61370. Gene Ontology annotation, biological process: protein phosphorylation. The transcript has 4 exons. Lineage: Eukaryota; Viridiplantae; Streptophyta; Magnoliopsida; Vitales; Vitaceae. The record is from RefSeq and is a predicted model, not a curated record. Bases 1 to 576 code for a protein of 191 amino acids. Gene Ontology annotation, molecular function: protein kinase activity; ATP binding.